Molecule: messenger RNA, 1634 nt
Organism: Folsomia candida
Lineage: Eukaryota; Metazoa; Arthropoda; Collembola; Entomobryomorpha; Isotomidae
Product: SEC14-like protein 2
Exons: 7
Coding region: 469-1416 (315 amino acids)
Cellular component (GO): cytoplasm
Source: RefSeq, a predicted model, not a curated record
CCAAGGCAGCAGGCAGACACCUCACUCACUUACACAUAAAUAUAUACACACCUUAACGCAUAAUAAUAUUAGCGUAAUUUAUCGCACACUUUGCAUGAGAGAAAACGAUGAGCCAGUAACUUCACAAUUUCUCAUCACGCUCACUUGUUGACCACAUUGCAAAGAAAAAUUGCACAAUGACUCCCAACUUUAAGACCAUGUUUACAUGGUGGAAGUCAGUUGAAGUACUUUUAACUGCAGGGAGGACUAAUAUAUCGAGAUAUCCUUUAGACUUAAAUGCAGAUAUAGCAUAAUGCCGCAUGCAACAGUUUUUUUAGGGUGAGAGGUGAUCGAUUUCUAAUUCAGUGUUUAGUAAAUUGAGUUCUUGUCAGGAUUCAACUUGCUAGAUGCAAUCCAGUCCAAGUCGAAUUUUACAUUGUUGGUUUCUUCUAUUAAUAAUCCUGAGAUUUUCGCCUUGUUUGUAAUAAAAUGGGUUGUUUCAAACAGCAAUAUUUUUAUGGGUUUCUCGUCCUAAUUUUAUUGAUUGGAAAGACGUAUGAAGUGAGUUUGGAGGAAGAUCUCACACUGACGUACACUCAAAAACUACUUUUGGAUAAGUUCAAAGAAAUUGUCAAUCCUGCGCUAACCCAUGAAUAUAUGAAACGUGACAUUUAUCUGAUUCGAUGGCUUCGAGCAAGAAAUUUCAAUCUGAUGGAAGCUGCCCAACUACUAGCUCAGAAUCUACGUUGGAGACAAGAUGAGUCGAUGGACACGAUUCUCACAGAAGAUUGGACGGACUAUGAGAACAGAUUUCCAUACUAUUUGGAAGGCUGUGAUAAGGAGGGACGCCCAGUUGCAUCCGUCGAUGUUGGUUCGUGGGAUGUCCGCGGUCAAAUCCUGGCUGGAAAACGGGACCGAAUUAUUCGCUAUUUCGACAAACUUAUCGAGGAAAUUAACACAAUCGUUCGCCACGCCCAGGACCGAGGGGAAAACGUGACCCAAUACACGCUUAUCUUCCAAAUGGGGAAUUAUAACUUAAUCGAACAGGGAUGUCCUUCGUGUUUACCCGUGUACUUUGCCAUGUUCAACUCUUACGAGGCUCAUUACACUGGAAAUGUACACAAGAUGAUCCUAGUCAACACCCCACCCAUAUUCCAAGCUCUGCUCUCUCUGAUUCGUCCCCUCCUCUCCCCACUGACCAGAGACGCUCUCUUCAUCUACGGUAACAACAAGGCGGAAUGGCAAAGCGUCCUUUUGGAAGAAAUGAUGCCAAACCAACUUGCAAAAUCCUACGGUGGGAAUAGAGAGCAAGGAUUUGAGCCAAGAGAAGUCAGAUUGUGGAAGGAGUUCAAAUGUAACGUGGAACGACCGGAACUUCAAAAUAGCACUUCUAGCACCACACCCUUGACGAAUAUCACAUCACAACAUUUAUCGUGAUUCCUUAAAUAAAUAUGUAGUAUGCAUGCAUUAAAAUAUUUACAUGAGUGCUCAAUUAAGCGUACAUGAGUGAGGGAACCUUAAUUAAGUAUUAUUUUAUUUAGACAAGCUGACUAGAAAUGGGUUGGGUUGGGUGACGCUUGCAUUUAUAAUUGACAACGUUAAGCAAGAAUUACUUGGACAGGAUUGUUUGAAUAAAAUUAUAAUUCUUUAUAUAA